CGCCGCCAUCUUGUUAGGGUCGCUUCUAUAGCAACGGCCGUGCGGGUCGGUGGCCGCGCUUCAUCCUUCUUCCCCGGUCGCUUUCCGAGGGUGGUCAUGGCGGGCCGCUCGAGCCUGGAAGACCUGGAGCUGACGGGGGACGAGGUGGAGCGGCUAACCAAGGCCUUCCAGGACGAGGGCUUCCGGAAGCUGUUCGCCGACUACGCGGCCGAGCUGAGCGACCCGGCGCAGCGGGCCGUGUACGAGGCGGAGGUGUCGGCCCUGGAGCGGCAGCGGGGCGUCGAGGCGCGCUUCUUGCACCCGGAGCCCGGCUGGGUGCUGCGGACCAGCCAGGCCGGCUCCCGCCGCUGCUACGUCAACGUGUGCGGCAACGGGCUGGUGGCGAGGCCCGAGUCGCGGCCGGAGCCCGGCGGGAGCCGCUGGUCGCUGCCGCACUGCCUGGCGCCGGCCCGGGAGGAGCUGGGCAGCCGGCGCCGGCCCGGGGAGCCGCGAGGGCCGCCCCGCCUGGUCUACGACGUGCUCUUCCACCCGGACGCGCUCCGCCUGGCCGCCCGCUCGGCCCGCUUCCGCCGCCUGGUGAGCGACACGGCCCUGGAGGCGGUGGAGAGCCACUUCUCGCCCGGCCUGGACCGCGCCAACGCCGUGCCGCUGCGGGGCACCAAGUACAAGGGAGUCCCGCAGGCCACGCUGCUCCGGACGCCGCUGCCCGGGGGCGCCCCGGCCACGGGAAGCGGAGAGGAAGAAGAAGAGAGCUGCUCGUCGCCGCUGCCGCCCUUCCCCACGCCCUACGCCUACCCGCCUCGCCAAGCCGAGCCCCCGCGGCCGACGCCCGAGCCGGUCCCGGUCCCGGCGGCCACCACGCCGCGCUGGACCCUCCGGCAGCGCUCGUACGUGGACCUGCAGGACUACCGCUGCAGCCGCGACUCGGCGCCCAGCCCGGUCCCUCGCGAGCUGGUGGUGACGGUGGAGCUGCCCUGCCUCAGCUCGGCCGCCCAGGCGCAGCUCGAGGUCCGCGGGCGGGAGCUGCAGCUCGAGUCGCGGCGCCCGGCCGCCUACAGCCUGCGGCUGCCGCUGCCCUACGCCGUGGACGAGGCCGCCGGCAAGGCCACCUUCAACAAGGCCAAAAGGCAGCUGGUGGUCGUGCUGCCCGUCCUGCCGCCGGCCAACACCGAGCAGGGGAGCCCCAACUGCAGCGAGCAAGGCCUCCAGGAGGAGGAGGAGGAGGAAGAAGAAGAAGAAAGGGAGGAAGAGGAGGAGCCGCCACCGGUAUCCGAAAGCUGCGCCCCGAUCCAAGCCACGAACAACACGAAGCAAACGCCCCUCGCCGCCCACGUGGAGGCGAGGCCGGUGUGCGCUGCGGAAAGAGCUCCGGCCGCUCCCGAGCCCGACUCCUCCACGUGUCCGGGUAAGAACGAUUCCGACGGUCCUCGGAUCCCCCGUGCCAGCGACCCGGAGGCUCCCGCGGAAAGCGACCCGGAGGCUCCCGCGGAAAGCGACCCGGAGGCUCCCGCGGAAAGCGACCCGGAGGCUCCCGCGCGCGGCGAGGACACGCGUCCGACGGUCCCGACGUGCGCCGGCGUUGGCGGCAGCAUCGGCGCCGUGGGUUUGCCUACUGCGCCGCGUGAAGAUCCGUGCGUGGACAGCACUGCGGAGCUACCCGUCCCUGUUGCAGGAGUAAGUCAGGGGCUCCUCUGCGCCGACAUGGAUCUGAACGAAAGCACCCAUGUCACCAGCGACGUGGUGCCCUCGCCGAGCCCCAGUGGCAUCGUGGCUCCUCCACCUGUGUCCCGCUGUGACGGCCUGGACCAUUCUGUGGCAACCCAGUCGGGUCUGGACUGCUCUAAUGUAGAUGAGGAUCCGAUGCCCUCGACAAGAAGUGAGAUUCCUGUGCCACCAGUGUGCCCCAGUACCACUAGCAUCGUGCAGAUUUCUGCACCUGCCUCUCCGUGUCCUGCAAACAUAACCUCAGGUUCUCCUCUGCAGCCCACGGAGGGCCCCACCGUUGAUCCAGAUUCUGCCAAAAGCCCUACUAGCUGCCUUGACUCUCCUGUGCCCCCUGCAAGCACAGCUGCCCGGUGCCCCCCUUUCCAAUGCACUCAGGAUGAAAACUCCUUGAGACUGAUCUUGCAGGUGCCAGGCAUUGUUCCCCAGAGCCUCAAGGGGGAAGUUGGAACAAAUUGCUACAGAGUUAGCUUUGCCAGCAAAGACUUUGCUUCUUAUACAUUGCUCUUGCAGUUUCCUCUAGAAAACAGACUGAGUCCCCCUGAGUUUGGACUUGAUGUGUCCCUCGAUAAUGCUGUUAUUGCCCUCACCAAGUCUCUCGAGACCGCUGGACUUUGGAGAAAGAUGUAUUUCGGCCCAAAUGGUGAUUCAUUGCAGGAAAAGUGGUUUGUCACCGAAGACAAUGUGGAUGAGUUUCUGGACAGUCUUUCGAGGAUGUCCUGUUCCAGCCUGUCUGAGAUGGAACAUCAGCCAUUAAUUGAAGUGUUGGAUGUCUCAGAGGGCAAAAGUCAGAUCAGAUUAAAGCCGCCGGAGCAGAACGGCUUUGAGCUUUGUAAAAUGCAAGAAAAAGCUACUCCCAAGGGAGAGGUUGGUGAACAAGAAAAUGGCAGUGAACUCUCGGCAGAUGCAGAAAGCUGCCCCGCACAAACAGCUCUGCUUACAUCCAUGGAAACAAUGGGCCAAGUUGGCGGGGGACCAGGCCAUUGUUUGGAGCUUGACCCCAGCAACCCCAGCUUGGCAAGUCCUGGGAAACAGCAGAUAAGGGAGUGUCGGGAGUCAAAACGUGCUUUUGCAAGGGAGGAGGAAAGAGCCACGUCCACACCACAAGCCCAGUUUAACUGGGAGGAGCCUGGCCAAAUCAGAGGGGGGGAAGGUGUGCAUUCAGAGUCAGCACAGAACAACCAAGGCCAGUGCAGGAGCAGGCCGGCUCCUCCUGUGUUAAAGGAAACAGACAUGCGGGAUGGAAGUGUGCAGUACAUUACCAGCCACACAACGCACUGUGCAGUCGCCUUUCAGAAUGCCUUGUUGUAUGAACUGGAUUAAUGUGCUGAGCUCCCAGCUGGGCUCUGCAGCAAGAAAAACCUCAAGUUUUUACUUUUUGCAUUUCCUCCAGAGAGCACAGGAAAAGGACGGUGCAGAGCCCCAACCACAAGUCUUGCGGAAACUAAGCACCGGUCCCAUCUGCUCAAAAAUGUUCACUUCCAUUUGGGAGAUUUGAAAGGACUGGACUCCAGGAAGGGGUUACCAACACAACAACAACCCACUAUUUGGAGUGUCCUCCCAUCUCAGAAGCCUCACAUUUCACAACGACUUGUGCUGCCACAAUUACUUUCUGGGGUGAAUUUGUAUGGCUUGCCUUUCGGCAUCCCUUUCACACUCCACAAGCACCCUUCAAACAGGUAGAUAGAAAUGCAACAGCACCAGCUGGGCAAAAACCAGUUUGCUUGGUUUCAUGGUGGAUACUAAAACCAGUAUAAAUCCCCAAGUUGCUCUGUUCAUGAAAACUGCUUGCAUGAAAACUGGUUUUUGGGGAACUCAAAACCUUUAUCCAAAGGUUGUGUAUGCAGCACAAUCUAUUUUGGAUUGGGGUGUCAUAGCCAGAUUGUAAACUGCAUUCACAGGAAGUUAAUCCUAUUCAUUUUAACGGAAUUGAUUUCAAAGUAAGCAUGCCCCCGAGGGACAGGCCUGUACCCAACCGUUGCAGUUCCACUGCCAUUGGGACAGAGUACAGUAUAGCACACCCCACAAACAGCUACAUAGAUCUAUUCCCAGCUCUACGUUUUGCAGCAGAAAGGUGUUUCAGGUCUUUUGUUUCCUGUAAGCCAAACUAGUUUUCAGAGUUCAAAGACCAUUCUAGAACUUCUGCUUAAUUUGUCUACCAUAGCUAGGCUGGAUGCUUUUGAAAUUGCCUGCAUUUUACAGGAAGAUUUUUUUGUGCCAACUGUUGUUUUAACAAAAGGCAUCAAUACCCUGCAUGCAGCAGGUACCUUGAAGCUAAAACUUAGCACAUUUUAAAUGGAAGAAUUUCCCCCCAUCGAUCUGCAUGGGGGCUCAACAGUGCUCAGUUGAAGCAGGAUUGUAACCCUCUUCUCAGUCCCACAGAUUUCACCAGAACCCACUCUCAGUUAAGACUUGCUUGAAAACACAUCAGCACUCUUCAGGCCAUUAAAUUAGAAGUUCUGUCUACAUUAAUUAGCAUGUUCAAAAUUGAAAUGGAGCAGGGGAGACUAACCUAAUGAAGUCUUUCCUCUCUUGUAACCUGAAGAAACGCAUUCGCAUCCCAGAAAGUCAAGUUCUGGAAAACACUCAGCAGUUAAUUAUGUUAGACAGAACUCAGUAGCUUCCACUAAUUGGAUUGUCCUGUAAAAUCUAGGAACACACUAAAAUUCACCAAUAAAGCGUUUUGCUGCAGAUCUAAGGGAUGCCUUGGAGAGGACUUUGCCAUUUUGUGUUUGCUGCUGCUGUUUGUAUUACUGCACCACAAUACAAAAAUGGGCCUUUGUUACAUUUUGGACAUAUAAAUGGAUUUCAUCUUUGGUGGUGCAUAUUUCCAGAGGCAAGGAAGGGCACAAUCCACUGGGAAGUUCUUUUGCACAAGGCCCUUUUACUUUACGAAGAACUUGUGCAGGAGAAUUUUCUAAUGGGAUUGUGCUCUAGCAUUCAAUACAUAGUUAAAUUAAAUCUGUGCUCUUUCAUCAAGAAGGGCUUUUGAAGGUUACUGAGCCUCUUAACACAGAUGUAGACUAGGCUCUCAAUUAGUAUAUCUCUUCUCCAUAUGCUGUUGCUUUUAUAUUGUUUGGGGCUUUUAGCUCUUGGAUGCUCUCCUUUCUUUCUUCAUCCAGCCCUAUUUUUAAUUAUUCAUUAAGCUGGGCUGCCUACGCAGGAACCUGAAUUGUUUCUGUAACAGGAGGUAAAUGGUUGUCAUUGUUUUCAGUUCAGUUCUUCAAAUGUUAUGUUGUUAAUUUACUUUGUAUCAUUGCACGGUGCCGCCAUUACAAUGUUGAAACUGUUCUUUUAAUUUGGCACUAUAAAAAUUAAAAGGGAUUGUUUCGGAUC
This is a messenger RNA of Zootoca vivipara (common lizard), 5058 nucleotides long. RefSeq names its product dynein axonemal assembly factor 2 (gene DNAAF2). The record is from RefSeq and is a predicted model, not a curated record. Gene Ontology annotation, cellular component: cytoplasm. Gene Ontology annotation, biological process: axonemal dynein complex assembly; epithelial cilium movement involved in extracellular fluid movement; cilium-dependent cell motility. NCBI's taxonomy places the organism in Eukaryota, Metazoa, Chordata, Lepidosauria, Squamata, Lacertidae.